GCAUGCCACUGGGCAGCUGGAGGAGCACACAAAAAGCACCAACUGAAAGAGUCUCUCCAUUGAAAAACACCUAAGGAGUUCUGGAAUUUCUGAACCAGCAUCUCUCUGCAAUACACAGUCUUUUAACUUGCCCUAGUAUGAGCCUAACAUUUUAAAGGAGAAUAUAUAAAAAACUGGCGGCCAAGAUAUUUCCUGCUAAAGACAGAUGGCUCUUUCAUAGGCUAUAAGGAGAAGCCCCAGGAUGUGGAUCUGCCAUAUCCACUCAACAACUUUUCUGUGGCAAAAUGUCAGCUAAUGAAAACAGAGCGACCAAAGCCAAACACAUUUAUUAUCAGAUGUCUUCAGUGGACCACUGUUAUAGAGAGGACGUUCCACGUAGACACUCCGGAGGAACGGGAAGAAUGGACAGAAGCAAUCCAGGCUGUAGCAGACAGACUUCAGAGACAAGAAGAGGAGCGAAUGAACUGUAGUCCAACUUCACAGAUAGACAAUAUAGGAGAAGAAGAGAUGGAUGCUUCAACAACUCAUCAUAAAAGAAAGACAAUGAAUGAUUUUGACUAUUUAAAACUACUGGGCAAAGGCACGUUUGGCAAAGUUAUCCUGGUCCGAGAGAAGGCUAGUGGCAAAUACUAUGCUAUGAAGAUUUUGAAAAAAGAAGUCAUUAUUGCAAAGGAUGAAGUGGCUCAUACACUUACAGAAAGCAGAGUAUUGAAAAACACCAGACACCCUUUUUUAACAUCCUUGAAAUAUUCCUUCCAGACAAAGGAUCGUUUGUGUUUUGUGAUGGAGUAUGUCAAUGGAGGAGAGCUGUUUUUCCAUUUGUCGAGAGAGCGGGUGUUCUCAGAGGACCGCACACGCUUCUAUGGUGCAGAAAUUGUCUCUGCCCUGGACUAUCUGCAUUCUGGGAAGAUUGUGUACCGUGAUCUCAAGUUAGAAAAUCUAAUGUUGGAUAAAGAUGGACACAUAAAAAUUACAGAUUUUGGACUUUGCAAAGAAGGAAUCACAGAUGCAGCAACUAUGAAAACAUUCUGUGGUACUCCAGAAUACCUGGCACCCGAGGUAUUAGAAGAUAACGACUAUGGUCGUGCAGUGGACUGGUGGGGAUUAGGAGUUGUCAUGUAUGAAAUGAUGUGUGGAAGAUUACCGUUCUACAACCAAGAUCAUGAGAAACUAUUUGAACUGAUACUAAUGGAGGACAUAAAAUUUCCUCGAACCCUGUCUGCAGAUGCAAAAUCAUUAUUAUCAGGCCUACUGAUAAAGGAUCCAAAUAAGCGACUUGGUGGAGGCCCAGAUGAUGCAAAAGAAAUCAUGCGUCAUAGUUUCUUUGCUGGAGUAAACUGGCAAGACGUAUAUGAUAAAAAGCUUGUACCUCCUUUUAAACCUCAAGUGACAUCUGAGACAGACACCAGGUAUUUUGAUGAAGAAUUUACAGCUCAGACUAUUACAAUAACGCCGCCUGAAAAAUAUGACGAGGAUGGUAUGGACUGCAUGGACAAUGAGAGGCGGCCGCAUUUCCCUCAGUUUUCCUACUCUGCAAGUGGACGAGAAUAACUUUUUUGUUCUGCUGCUUCACUGUCAUCUUAGGUUUAUCACUGAAAAUGAUUCCUGAACAUCACCACCAGUACUAGAUACUAUUAUGAUAGCAGGGGCACUUUCAGAGACCAUUCCAAAUUGAACAAGUUUCUUUCCCAGACCUACCUAAAAUCAGUUUUGGUUUUGCAUGACAUAUGAGAUUUUUCUCUACUACGCUCUCCUGCUGUUGCUGCUGCCCACAGUCUCAGUAUAAUAGCAACGUCAAGAAGUUACUAACAGUUUCUUUGAAGGUAGAUGACUUGACUUCAGCACUGUAAACUUUGUGAACAAGUAGUCAUCUAUUUUUCCUCACAGCGGAGGCUAAACAAAAACCGUGUUGGUCCAGCUUAUCUUCUUCCAGAAGACGAAUCAAAAUUGUAAUUAGUCGAAACAGACUAGGCUAUAAAAUUUUCUUGCAUCUGUUUGUGCUGGUUAGAAUGAGGAAACAUUGGGGUGGUGAUGUACAUAUGCAAGGUUUCUGUUAGGCAUAUCAUUACUUGAAGCAGGUCUCUGUCAUUAACAUCUGGCUGGAAUUUGUUUGGGAAAUGUCUGAAAGAAGGACUUAAACUGUUGAUAUAUAUAAAUAUAUAUAUAUUAUUUUUUAAUUACUGUUGGAUACUACAGAAGAAGCAGAAGGGCUGGGCUCGCCCAGCCUGCCACUUAGAACUUCCAGGUUCAUGUGCAAUCAUGGAGAAUCGAACAUUAUACAUGCAAGAAAUGAAGGCAUAAAAGCAGCAUUUGAAGUUGUUCAAGGGGUCUUAUAAUUUGCACCAGAUAACAUCUUUCUCAUGCUUUUCUCUUUCAUGAUAUGCAUCACCUCUGAUGGCUGAAGAAUGUAGACAGGCAUAAUGGUAUUGCUUUUCACCAAAAUGUGUGCACCAAGGUAAACAGGUGUUUGCCUUACUUGUUUUUAUUUUGAGUUUGUGAAUUAGCUUUUUUCUCCAGGUGUUUAACUCUGAAUAUUCUUUUUUGCUUUCCUUUCCUUUUUUUUUCCCCCCUUGGUUAUACUGCGUUAGUAUUUAUUUUUAGAGAUAAGGUUUAUAUGUGUCAUGUUUGCAAAUGCUGCUACAUCUUAGAACAGGCUUAUAGCAGUUAAUUUUGUAAUAUAUGGAAGGACUGUACAAGCUGAAGGGAAUAAUGCACUUUUCUCCCAUGUGGAAAUUUUAACAAGGCUCUGAAAUUGUACAUACUGCUUAGAAUCAGAUUUUUGUGAAUGAAAUACUGUCUUUUAACUGUUUGGCAAUGGAGGUGAGGAAUUCCAACCUCAUGUGCCAAAGGGUUAAAAACAAACAGACAAAAAAGCUACGUCUUGUGCUCCAUUUAGGAUAAAUGUAAUGUAAGAGCCUGACAGCACAAGAGAAAAAUGUCUGUUCUAUAUGAAGGAAUUGCAUUUGAACAAUGAGACCACAGUGAUUACAAGAAAAGCACUUUAUUUUAUUAAUUAAAAUAGCAAAUUUCUGGGAUCAGCCGUUCUCAAGGAAGAUUUGCCCUCAACCAAAAGAGUCCUGAAAUCCAGCAAGUUACAUGUAACAGUGGUACCUGAUUGACUGAAUUUAAAACAUCAUGACAAAUGCUCCACUGAUAGGGAAACGUCUUUCCAUUUCCUAAGAUCUGUGUCUAACAGAACAUGUGCAUAAACUUUAGCUCUGAUCUUCAGCAAUGAUAAUCUUAAUAAUAAACCCUUUGGUGCUAGGAGUUGGGACGUUACGCCGUGCAGCGUACAGAGCGCACGCACCCUUGCUAACAUCGGACAACCCCAACUCCAUGGGAUUAUCAUUUGAAGUAUCUCUGCGUUCAGCUCUUGUUAGCUCCCACAAAGACUGUGAUAUUGCUGAGUAUUCCUGGUUGCGUUGUGUGAGUGAGUAGAUGGGUCUGAGAGGAGAGAUGUUCUACGCAGAUGCCUUAGCCUCUUGAUGUGGAAAGUUGAGUGCCCAAGCAUGAAGCCCACUGCUGGCAGUGCAUGUGCUGGGAUGGUCAAGGGGUUGAUGGGCAUUUUAGCAAGGCAGCUAAAAACGCAGAGUAAUUUAGACAAUUUUUCAUGUUUUGUGUUUUAUCUUUAGUAAUGGAUGGAUAAUCAAACAGAAAUAUGUCAUGAUGUAUAUUGUAACUGCAUACGAUGUCAUUAUGUCACCUUGUAACACUAAAGAUGUGUAGAUGUUGUUCCUGUGCAGAGAGAGAGAUGGGCAGCAAAUGAGUUGCAGGUCUGUUCUGCACCAGUGCUGUAGAGGUGUCUACACUGACACAGCGAGCGAGUGACUGAAAUAAUCAAGUACUUAACAGACGGGCAUUAAUUAGUUCUCUGCAAAGGUCUCGUACUUACAGACUGAAACUAUGGUGAUUCAAAAUCUGUGUUACAUGCCUGUGUUUUCUCCCCUGUGUUUUCAGCUUGUAAUAGCAAUAAGUCUCUUGACACAGGGCACCUCUAGCUAAUGACCGACUGGCCCUGCCUCUGGUCAGCCGCUCCUUGCGGGCAGAGGACGCCCUGUGGUUUAGCUCACCAUGGCGUAGCUACUUAGUGUGUGGUUUGCAGUAAGUGUCUGUCAGUGAAUUAUUUGAAAACCUUUUAAGACAUCACUUUGCAUUGUGUUUGUCUGCCUUUCGAAACAUCAGUGAUCAAGUUUGUGCUACAGAGAGUCAGCAGACACUUUGUGCUGCCUGGGCUUGGGGGAUUCUCUCUUACCAGUGUUAGAAACAGGUGACAGAGGAAUGGACAAGCAGUGCUGAGAGAAACUUUUGAAGCUCUUCUUUUGCUGUCUGCAGUUGUGGUUGGAUUUGGACAGGAGAUGGUGGCUGGUUGUCUUGGCGAGCCUUUCGAGCACAGUACAUUUCAGACUUUGACUCCAGCUUGUACUGACUUCCAUGACAUACAGUAUGCCCUCUUGUACUGCAGCCAUCUCAGAGGAAAUAGGUCAUUUCUGUUUGGAUUUUGGCAGUUUUGCACACAGCUUCGCUUUCCACACUAAUCCAUCUUCCAGUACAUUCCUGUUGCUUAAAGAACAUUUAUUCCAGGAUUGUUUUACAUUUUUUUUCCCAUCUUUACUUGUGGCUUCUUAAAGCUGACUGUUCUUGCAGGGGCCAUGUGCUUCUCCUAGAGUACAAAAGUAAGGUCUUUCCUUACUAACUGCAGGGUCUAUAUAUUACACCUCAAUGUACACACUUUGCUGCUACUGUUUGUACUGUCUACAGUAGAAUUUCCUUAUCUUGCUCCUGGUAGUGCAUUACAGGCAAGCAUGAAAUGUAAAGUAUUUAUUUAAAUAAAAACCUCUAAAUUGGUAAUUGAAUUACCUCCCUGUAGCUUUAGAGUUUGUGACAUUUCUUGACCUUGCUAGUUCUUUCAUUAGAUCCAUGCAAGAUCUAGUCAUAUGGUUAAGGAUAUUAAGCAGACACGACUAUGAACCCAAGAAACCGUAUUACUGUUGGUCAUACUUAAACUGUUUAUUUCCUUAAGUAUAUGACCCACAAGGAUGUGAAAUAACUACAAGAAACUGUUUUUGUACACUGUACAUCCUUAGUAUUUUUACACGUAUAUGAUAGGGAUGCACAUUAUUUUCCUUCGUACAGACAGCUUAAAUAAAGCACUAUGUCAAUCUGCUACUUCUGUGUUUUUUAAUGCUAAUUUGUUCUGGAGGUUUGUAAAUAUAUAUAUAUAUAUAUGUUCAAGCUUGCCACAAAGGACGUAUUUUUUAUAUCUGCACAUUACUAUUAAAUAUCUUAGGGGAUAAAAUUCCUAAGUUGUUCCGUGUCAGAGAAAAAAAAAAGGAAAUGAGAAGGCUAUAUUGCAGAUUACAAAAGAUUUCUCAAGUUUUGGGUUAAAUAUUUACUUCAUAUUUUAAAGUAAUUUUGUAUAGGUUAGAUGUUUCAAUCCUGAAAUGCACAAAGAAUUUACUUAAUUUCUUCUUACAAGAAAAUGUACAUCGUUAUUUUUUUAUCACUGUAUAUAUAAUGAUCUGUGCAUGUUUAGUUACAAGUUUUAUUUGCUGUGAAGUCCUAGUGAUAACUGUAACUCGCUGUGACAUAUUUCAAAUACUGGGUGAAUGGUUUCAGCUUGUAAAUUAUUAAGUUACAGUAUUGUCAAAAAAAAAAAGUUUUUAUGACUAAGCAAGAUGUAUUUGUGCUUUGGACGGAGGCUGUUGCCAUACAGGUGGUUCAUGUUAACUCUAUGAGGUGUAUGUCCUUAUAAAAGUAAAUUUGGGUUACACUUUUGAAGCAAUGAUUCCACAGGGCUAUGUUCCUAUCAGAACAGCCAUGAUUUAAGUAAUUUUCAGCUAAUGAAAUUCUUGGCCUCAUAUUCCACAGCUAGGUGAUGUGUUUGGGUAAGGAGAAGGGAAAAAAGUGAAGGUGGGAUUUACAGGGCACCAUCGAGUGGGACCCUUUGAAGCCCAUGAGCUGGUCCAGGGCCAUUUGAACCAGCCGAUCUGGAGGGCUGAGUGUCCCUAAAGCAGGGGGUCAUCUGGGUUUUAGCUGUUCUUUUACAUGAAUGCUUCUCAGGAAUAGAGGUGCUUCAUCCAGGUCUCAGGUUUUUUCCUUUUUUUUUUUCCUCCUUUUUUUCUCCCCCACCUUGUAAUAGGAAAGAGCAUCAGAGAGACAGCCAGCCAUAGUUCAGUGAUAUUAGGAUGUCAGUGACCAGGACGCAGCUGUGGCAGGGGCAGGACUGUAUGGUCAGGUUGCAUCCUGUGUUGUGGAAUCACACUCAGUCUGCUGACCUGGGGUUUCCUGGAUUUGAUUGUCUGAACUGACACUUGUAAACUUUGUAAAACUAAGCAUUUUAUGCUGAAAUAGAAGCAGGGGAGGGAGGGGGGCGGGGCAUGAGACAGAUAGGCUUAGUGCUGUCUCUGUUAAUGACUAAUUGAAGUAGAAUAGCUGCUGCAGGGAAAAUGAUUCCUUCUAGACUCCUGGCAACAUAAUGGGUUGCACCUACAUCUGGGAUGAGUAUGAAAAACCUAAUUCCAGCUAUAGAUACUGGCAGCCCAGGACCCUUUGUUGAAUCAGACCCGUACAUGCAUGUGAGUGGCUGGCAGUGGUGCCCUGCACGUGGCCACCUGAAGCCACCUGGUAGGUGAGGCAGGUCCAGAAAGGUUGAGGGUCCCGCUGUGCCUUGGCCCAGGGCAUGGCAGCUCCAGGGUCUCAGUGAAGCCUAAGUGUUGGGACCAGGUGCCCGAGUUCCUUUGCGCGCGUAGGCACUGUCUCCUAUUUAAACACAGAUUUAUGCUGCAGAAUAAUAAAAAAUAAAUUUUAAAAAGUUUGCAUUUUCCUACAUUUAUAAAUGUAUAUUCUUAACUGUGUAACCAUCUAUAAAGUAGUGACACUUAUAAAACUGUCAGCCUGAUUACUAUGGCAAACCCCAAGUUUGACUAGAGAGGACUUUCCUUCGUGUGGCUUUCUUGUCCCUAAGGACCUGAGGCCAUUCUUGGCAUGCUUGGUGUCAUAUCUGUGAAGCAGUUCAGGGAGGCGAUCAGAUGUGUUUGGCAGUUAAAUAUGGCAGGAAAUUGAAAUAGGGAGGAAAAAAUCACUUUGAUGUUAGGGCUGUACCACUAAUAAUUCUUAAAAUACAAGGGAAGGAAAGAUUGUGUUCCACAGCCAAUGGUAACUUAUUGCAUAUGCUGUUACUCUUAUUUUUGUUACAUUUUAUGUGUUCAUGCCGGCUGAAGUAGCUUUAUCACAGGGGACUGUUCUUUGCCCUUUUUCCCCCCCUUUGCUAGUGCAAUUCUGCAACUACACUGAAGGUAACAGAUGUAGAAACUUUUUUCUUGUGUGCAUAGCUUAUUCUAUGCUAGAUAGCAAAGGAUUCAGAUAAAUUCUUUCUGAAACUGUGUGGUAUUUGGAGAGUAACCUUGGAUAACGCAAGUGCGCCGUUAACCAGAAAAAAAGCCUCCAAGUGUUUUGAGUUCAAUAAUUUGAAGCCAAGUUCAGCUGUUGCCCAUCCCUGAGACUGCUGAAUAUGUGCGGGUGGAAAAGUCCAGCUUCACCACUUUCAGUGUCGAGAGCCAGGCACUUGCUUAAUGGCUCAUCUGUACAAACCAAGGGCUCCUUUCUCUUAAAGGCUUUAUCCAGCAACAUUUUAAAGGGAAACCUGCCCCAUGGCAAUUCUUCCACAUUAUGUGGAAUAUUUGUCAAUCAUUCUUAUGCUUUUCUGAUGAAUAAGCAGUUGUUGGGACUCUCGCUUUUUAUAUAAAAGUGACAAAUACCCUGUAAAUAAAGUUCCCAGGUAGAUUCUGGUACUGAGUUUGUAAACAGGAAGGCAGGCAGUGUGCUUUUGCAGAACUUGCAAACAGCCCCCUUCUCCCUCCUCCCCCUGCACAUGCUUUCCCUUGAAUUCAGAAGGACAGAAUGAGAACCUAAGAAUCUUAUGAGGUUUAUUGAUAUUUCAGUCUGUGAAUAAUAUAGACAUGUAUGUUCAAUUAUGAAAAUAGAUUAAAACAUUUUAUAAAAAUUGUACAAAUUAUUAAAGUCUAUACCACAUAAUAGCUUUUAAAACUGGCUUGCAAGCCUGGUCUUUUCAGAAAAGUCUCAGCUGUUGUCCUAGAAAGUCUGAUAGGCUGGUAAGGCUUCAAAAUAUUUGUGAUUCUGUAGUUAAAACCAAAUAGAAACCAGCUGAAAUUAGCUAGCAAGUGUGCCUGUUUUCUGCAGAGGUGUCUUUGGGUGAGCCUCAGACAAGUUUCAGCCAGGUGCAGAGCAGACCUGAAAGAUAAAAGGAAGAGAUGGGUAGUCUGUGUGGCAGUGCCUGUGUUUCUCAUUUGUGUCACUUCAGCCUGCAGGCGAGUUCUUAGAAGAGAAAUGCAGAACUGGUUAAGAUUGCAGUAAGGCAGAGUAAACAAGUGCUGUUUCAAAGCCUGUGCUUCCUGUGGACCUGCUGUCCUCACCUCUUUCUAAGCUCAGAAGUCUUACAGGUAGCAAGAACAAGAGAUAUCUGAUUUCUGAAAAACAAGAUCUCCAUGAGCUUUCAAUGUGGCUCCUGUUUAGCAGUAAAUAACUGAGCUCUUGUUCUGGGGCACGUCUAAGAUCCUGCCCCUUUCUCCUUCCAGGAAAGAAGGCGGUGAGUUUGUGCCAGAGAGUGUUUUCUGUGCAGUGUACCCUGUGUGUCCGGUGUGGGCAGCUGUAGCAAAACAGGAAGCUGUUGCCUGGGUGCUGGUAGGAAACCUCUGGUGGGAAGGCUGAUUUGCAGUUUUGAAGCUCUUGCAUAGCUAUUGUUUGUGCUUCCUUGGUAGCACUUGACUGAAUUGAGUGAGACAUCAAACUAUUGGAGCUGGGGGAGCUACCUCGAAUUAAGCCACUGGAGUUCUAAAAAUUGAAUUUAAGAGAUGUACAUGACCUCAGAAAUAAAAAUAAACUUUCUACUUUGGCUGGUUUUGCAUUAGAAGA
This is a messenger RNA of Manacus vitellinus (golden-collared manakin), 8931 nucleotides long. It is a transcript of the gene AKT3, whose product is annotated as AKT serine/threonine kinase 3. The record is from RefSeq and is a predicted model, not a curated record. The transcript has 14 exons. Gene Ontology annotation, biological process: protein phosphorylation. Gene Ontology annotation, molecular function: protein serine/threonine kinase activity; ATP binding. The coding region runs from base 295 to 1551 and encodes 418 amino acids. NCBI's taxonomy places the organism in Eukaryota, Metazoa, Chordata, Aves, Passeriformes, Pipridae.